AUGAACUUCAGCAGGGAGGUGGCCCGACAGACCAGCUGUUAUACAUAUGUGAUAGAAGAUGAGGAUCCAGCCCUGGCAAGCCUAAAUGUAUUCGAGUUGACCGAGAGGGGUGACCUAGCUCUCCUGGAGAACCUGGUGAGGAAGAGCCCAGAGGUCCUGAGCGAGAAAGAUGAAUACGGAGCCAGUCCCCUCCAUCAUGCCGCCGCAGGCGGCCACGUCACCCUCAUCCAAUUCAUCACCACUGUCAUAGACUCACAGGGUAAGCAUACCUCAGUCAUCGAUCAUGAGAUGCACUCUAGCACAGAGCUGAACAGCUGUGAUGAGCAGGGCAAUGUGCCCUUACACUGGGCAGUGAAGAAGAACAAGGCAGAGAGCUGCAGGAAUCUUAUGGACCUGGGGGCCGACCCCAACAUCCUCAACGCGGCCCUCCUGUCCCCUCUGCACCUGGCUGUCAACUGCGGCCACAACAGCCUGGUGGAGCUGCUGGUGUCUUACAGUGCCACAGACUGUAACCUGGAGGGAGACCUUGGGAACACACCGGUGAUACUGGCCUGUUCUAUCAAUAACUGUGAGGCUCUCAGCAUAUUGAUAAAGCAUGGAGCGCGGCUGUGCCAGCAGAACAAGCUCGGCCAUUUUGCCAUCCAUGCAGCUGCCUUCGCGGGUGCAAAGAAAGCAAUGGAAGUGAUCCUGAAGGCCGGGGAGGAGUUAGGCCACUCAGCUGCAGCCCACAUCAACUACUUAGACAAGUCCAGAAGCAGUCCCCUCCAUCUGGCCGUUCGUGGCGGGAACAUCGAAGCCAUCUGCCUCUGCAUUGCUACCGGGGCCAAAGUUGACCAGCAACAGAAUGACAGGUCCACACCGCUACAUCUGGCCUGCACCCAGGGUGCUACUGAGGUUGUCAAACUGAUACUCUCCUCCUUCGACCAAGUGGAGGACAUCAUCAACCUGACUGACGGGGCGUGUCAGACCCCUCUACACAGGGCUACAGUAUUUGACCACACAGAGCUGGCAGAGUACCUCAUUUCUUUGGGUGCAGACCUAAACAGCAUUGAUUGUAAGGGAAACUCUCCUUUGCUGCUGGCUACGACCUGUGGAGCGUGGAGAACUGUGUCUCUGCUGCUGUCAAAAGGGGCAAAUGUGAAUGUGAAAGACGGGUGCGGCUGUAACUUCCUGCACCUGGCCAUCCUGCAGCCCAAGGGUCUGAAAAACCUCCCAGAGGGAGUACUGCAGCACAACAAUGUGAAGGCAUUGCUGAGCUGUGAGGACAAUGAGGGAUGCACCCCGCUACACUACGCUUGCAGACUGGGCAUCCACGACUCAGUGAAGAACAUGCUGGGCCUCGCGGGACAGGUCGGCCUCGCAUGCAAGUCCAAGGACAAGAAGUCCGCCUUGCACUUUGCUGCUCAGUAUGGGCGCAUCAAUACAUGUCACCGAUUACUAGAGUCCAUCAAAGACUCUCGUUUGCUGAAUGAAGGUGAUGAGCGAGGCCUGACACCACUUCAUUUGGCUUCAAGAGGGGGUCACACCAAGGUGGUGCAGCUGCUGCUGAGCAAGGGAGCUCUCUUUCACAGUGAUUAUAAGGGCUGGACCAGUCUGCACCAUGCUGCAUCUGAAGGAUACACACAAACUAUGGACAUUCUCCUGUCAGCCAAUCUCAAGUUACUGGAUAAAACCGAUGAGGAUGGGAGCACUGCACUCCACAUCGCAGCAAAAGAGGGACACGUGGCUGCAGUCAAAGUCAUGCUGGCUCGGGGAGCAGAGCUCAUCUUAAACAAGAACGACACAUCGUUCCUCCAUGAAGCUCUGCAGAACGGGAGGAAAGACGUGGUCAAUGCUGUAAUUGACAGCGACAGAUGUGCUGAGGCUUUGGGACUGUUCAUACCUGGAGGAAGCCAGCGAUGUCCCAUUCUAGACAUGAUUGAGUUUCUGCCUGAGACCUACAAGCACCUAUUGGACCGCUGUGUUAGGGAAUCUGAUGAUGACCACAACAGUCCCGACUACCACAUUGAAUAUAAUUUCCGAUGGCUCCAGGCUCCCCUUACAGCGAAGAAGUUAACCGACAAGGCCAUGACGUAUCAGCCACUACCUGCUCUCAAUGCGAUGGUGCGGUACAACCGCAUCGAGCUCCUCAACCACCCCGUCUGCAAAAAGUACCUGGCAAUGAAGUGGGUUGCAUACGGGAGCACGGCUCAUGUGCUCAACAUGUUUUUGUACCUGUUAGGCCUGCUGCCGCUGACUCACCUGAUAGUGGCUCUGAGGCCCACUAUGAACACCACUGAAACAGGCGAGCACACAAUCACAAUGGUGCCCAUAUCUUUCAUAGAGCAAAGUCUGUUCCUGUCCUUCUGCAUGGUGAUGGUAUUGGUCAUGAACUUGUAUUGCAUAGUGAAGGAAGUGCUACAGAUAUCACAACAGCGCUGGAAUUACUUAAAGGAUUAUUCCAACCAGUGUGACUGGUUUUCAGCCAUCUGCUCUCUUCUGUUCAUCAUCCCCGUCAUGCUCAAUGUAGAGAGUUCUUUACAUUGGCAGGCAGGGGCACUGGCAGUUUUAAACUCCUGGGUUGCGUUUCUCCUUUAUCUCCAGAGGUUUGAGGGUGUUGGCAUCUAUGUUGUGAUGUUUGGAGAGAUCCUGAGGACACUGGUCCGUAUUGUAAUGCUGUUCAUUUACCUGAUGUUGGCAUUCGGAUUGGCGUUCCAUGCUUUGAUGCUCAAUCAGAAAGAGUUUGAGAGUGUGCCGCUCUCAGUGAUGCAGACCUUCGUGAUGAUGGUCGGGGAACUGAACUACCAGAAUAACUUCCUGGACGCUUACCUGAGCAAUAAGCUUCCUUUUGGUUUCCUGACUUACUUCAUUUUUGUGCAAUUUGUGCUGCUCAUGCCAAUACUGCUGGUGAACCUGAUGAUUGGUUUAGCAGUUGGAGACAUUGCCGAAGUACAAAGAAACGCUGCCCUCAAAAGAAUAGCCAUGCAGAUUGACCUCCACACCGCUCUGGAAGAUAAGCUGCCUUAUUGGUUCAUGAAGCGAGUUGACAAACCCUCCAUAACCAUCUACCCCAAUCACAAGUGCUCCAGGCACUAUAUAAGGCAAUUAAUCUCAGGUGUUGAGGGAACAGAUGAAGUCUGGAGACGUCUUCAGGCCAAAUCACAGAGCUCCACUGUGAUAGAGACUGAGCUCAUAAAGCAGAAGUCCAGGAUGAAAGAAAUGUCGAGCCUGCUCGAGAAGCAGCACAACCUCGUGAAGCUCAUCAUCCAGAAGAUGGAGAUCACCUCAGAGGCCGACGAGUACGACGGCCCCGUCAACUUGAAAGGCAGCAUGUGGCAGAGCGUGAGUCGGGCUAAACCAAAGAGACAGGGCGCGUCUCAGUGGGUCCCGCUGAUGAAGGCCAUCGAGGCCAAAAGAAAAUGAAGAGAAUGAGAUGAACAACACGUCUAAACGUAGCAACAAUUAUAUGAUUUUACAAAGUGAAUAUUCACUACAUUUUACAGGUAUAUGUAAUCAUGGCAUUAUAAUAUGAA
Seriola dumerili (greater amberjack) is the source of this 3512-nucleotide messenger RNA. It is a transcript of the gene trpa1b, whose product is annotated as transient receptor potential cation channel subfamily A member 1. Gene Ontology annotation, cellular component: membrane. Lineage: Eukaryota; Metazoa; Chordata; Actinopteri; Carangiformes; Carangidae. The transcript has 27 exons. Bases 1 to 3402 code for a protein of 1133 amino acids. Gene Ontology annotation, biological process: monoatomic ion transport; transmembrane transport. Gene Ontology annotation, molecular function: protein binding; monoatomic ion channel activity. The record is from RefSeq and is a predicted model, not a curated record.